Messenger RNA from Ixodes scapularis (black-legged tick), 1021 nucleotides. Its product is annotated as isatin hydrolase. Gene Ontology annotation, molecular function: arylformamidase activity. The transcript has 2 exons. Bases 1 to 780 code for a protein of 259 amino acids. Lineage: Eukaryota; Metazoa; Arthropoda; Arachnida; Ixodida; Ixodidae. The record is from RefSeq and is a predicted model, not a curated record.
AUGCUACCGUGGUUGGUGCUCGUGGCCGGCGCGCUGGUCAUCCAGCGAGCCGCGGCCCAGAGGACGGUGGGCCCCAAGUUGGUGGACCUCUCGUACGUGUUCGACAAGAACACCAUCUAUCCGUCUCCCACGGCGAACUUCUCGCUGGACGUCCACUACCGCAAGACGAAGCACGGUGUCAGGUUCCAGUACGAAAACUUCUGCGCCUCGACGAGAGGAGGCACACACAUACUCACCCCUCGCCACCUGAUGAAAGGCCGGUGGUCCGUGACAGACAUCCCGCUCAACCGGCUCGUCGCCCCUGGAGCAGUCAUCGACAUCGCCAUCCACGUCCUCCGGAACCGAGACUACCGCCUCCACAUUUCCGACGUCUUGCGCUGGGAGGACAUCCACGGCAAGCUACCGCAGGGCUGCAUCCUGCUGGUGAGGACGGGCUGGUCCCGCUACUGGCCCUCCUGGUACAAGUACCACGGCCAGAUGAACGGCACGUCCCACUACGACACGCGGCCUCACCACCCGGGGCUGCAUCCGGACGCAGCCACGUGGCUCGUGUCCAAAAGAAAAGUGUACGGUGUCGGGAUCGACGCUCCGUCCCUCGACUACGGUCCUUCCAAAGACUCCGGUGCGCAGCACAUCCUUCUUGCGGCGAACAUCUACAGUCUCUUGAACGUGGCGAACCUACAGGAACUUCCGUCGGUCGGAUCAACUAUGUUUGUGUUCCCCAUGAAGAUUCGCAGUGCCGGAGCGGCGCCGGUACGCAUUCUUUCUGUGGUACCCUGAGCGAACGUAGAGAGUAGGUCCUCUAUGAUCACCGUACCACGAGUGGACACUUCGUGGGCCUGAAAAGUCACUGAAGCGUGGUUUAUGGUAUGUUGUAGCCAACCCUAAGCGCACUGUUAUCCCUCCGCAUGUAAGUGAUAGAGUAGAUCCUCCGGCGCUCACACAGGGGAAGCUCUAAGUAUGAGCUCUCGGGAUGGUUAUAUGAAUGUGGGUCCCGCCUGGGCUCCCCAGUGCUCUUGGA